GGUAGCACUGCAGCUUGUGCCUUGGUUCUUCAACGCAGACAGGCGGUUGUUUGUAUUAUUUGUUCUACAUAUAUAGUAAUUAUUAUUGUACCUCCUUCAAUUUCAUUUAUUUUAUUACUAACGACAGAUAUAUUUCACAAUGAGCAAAGUCAGUAACUUUUCUGAAAACGAAGACGAUCCUGAAGUCUAUGAAAGCUCGGGUGAUGAAUGGAAUAGUAGUUCAGAGAAGAAAACUAAUAACAGACGGUCGUCUCAGAGACUGAGCAAAAAACCAAGAAUAUCAAUAGUAGAAGACGAAAGUACUUCGGAUUCGUCGGACGACGAACCAAGAAGAAGAAAACCCAAGAAUGGCAUGAACAAGAAACAGAAAGUAACAAAUACCAGUGCUAAUUCCACGUCCAACUCCAAUCCAAACAACACCACCUCCAAUACAAAUUCUAAUACAACUUCACCAUCUUCAGAUUCUGCUAAGCCCGUUUCUGCGACAGCGGCGACCGUGGUGGCACCCGUGUCUCGGGGCAUCCAUAGGAAGUUUAUACCCAAAACCAUCUUUUCAGAGGAUUAUGCGACGGGCUCAUUCGUGAUCCUCAAGAAGGACGCGCAAGUGGGAGAUCCAGCGAAACAUCCGUGUAUUUGGAGAAUAGACGGAAAAGCACUUCUUCAAAAGUAUGAAGCGUUCGAUGAAGAUGGCAAAGUUAGACAUAAGAAUACUUCAAUCUACACGGGAUGGUCCCCGAUGGACAAGGACCUGUACGCUCCCGUCACGGUGGACGUGAUCCACCACAACAACCAGAACCUUACCGUAGAGCUCCACUGGGACAAGUUAAAGGAGAUCAACAUGGACAGUGAUUAAUUCGAUGUAUUAAUUUUUUUUAUUUGUUUCAUUUUAUAAAACUAUUAAGGCUUAAAUUUUUUUAAGGAUUAAUGUAUUAUAAACAAAAAAGUUGCGUUAUGAAAUUAGUUAAAGUACUUUAUUUUAGACUCUAAUCCUCCACCGAUCGUUUCAAACCGUAUAAUCUCACUGUAAUCUUAAGGAAAUUGAAAUAAAUUUUAAUUUAGUACCACCUUUCAUUUGUGCGAGCGGGAAACCUUUUAGGGAUGACGAUAUUAGAUGUAAAAUGUUUAAAAUAAAUUUAUUGUAA
Molecule: messenger RNA, 1142 nt
Organism: Anoplophora glabripennis (Asian longhorned beetle)
Lineage: Eukaryota; Metazoa; Arthropoda; Insecta; Coleoptera; Cerambycidae
Product: lisH domain-containing protein C1711.05-like
Exons: 5
Coding region: 140-853 (237 amino acids)
Source: RefSeq, a predicted model, not a curated record